Molecule: messenger RNA, 2136 nt
Organism: Exophiala aquamarina CBS 119918
Lineage: Eukaryota; Fungi; Ascomycota; Eurotiomycetes; Chaetothyriales; Herpotrichiellaceae
Exons: 1
Coding region: 1-2136 (711 amino acids)
Cellular component (GO): nucleus
Molecular function (GO): ATP-dependent chromatin remodeler activity; ATP binding; ATP hydrolysis activity
Source: RefSeq, a predicted model, not a curated record
AUGCCUCUCGGGCUUGAGAUGAUCGACUGGGAACUGCCCCUGGCUCUCGUUUCAAAGGCGCCGACGUCUCCAGUAGCCCACAUCGACAAACCCGCCCCGAUACCUCCGAAGCGAGAUCCUGAAAUUCCCUCAUGCAGGAAACGAAAGAGGUCGGUUCCGGAGAGCCAAGACGAGCAAUACCACCGGGCUGACGACCUACGACGUCCCGGCGAGAGGGUGGACAGUAAACCUGCUCAGAUCGGACGCCCCGGCGGGGUUGUUGUCAACUUGGACCCUCACAUCGCGGAGCGCGUAAAACCUCACCAGCUCGAGGGAAUUCAAUUCAUGUGGCGCGCCAUCGUGGAGGAUCCGAGUGGCCAAGGAUGCAUCCUCGCUCAUACCAUGGGCCUAGGCAAGACGAUGCAGGCCAUCGCGCUGCUGGUCACCAUCGCCCAAUGCCGACGGAGCGGUGACCCUCGGACGAGGGGGUGCCUUCCUGAGCCGCUUCAGACUGACCGGACACUCAUCCUCUGCCCCGCCGCCCUUCUGGAGAAUUGGGCCGACGAACUCCAAAUGUGGUCACCGUCUACGUCUCCCCUCGGCGGGAUACACAAGCUCACUAAGACCGACGAGGGUGUCAUUGAAACCUGGGUGGAGUGCGGGGGAAUCCUGCUUCUCAGCUACGACAGGUUCAAGCGGAUCAUCGGCGAGGACGAACCCGGUCUGAAGACGCAACCGACCGCUUCCGCCAAGGUCGCGAUGCACUUGCUGGAGGGUCCCGGUCUCGUCGUCGCCGACGAAGCUCACGCGGUGAAGGAUCCGAACACCCACCUCGCCCGGGCCAUGAAGAAAUUCAAAACGUCACGCCGCAUCGCUCUCACCGGCUCACCCCUGAACAACCACCUCGAAGAGUACCACACGAUGGUCGAUUGGGUCGCCCCAGGAUACCUGGGCAACACCAAACAAUUCCGGGCCAAGUAUGCGACGCCAAUCCAGAACGGACUUUACGUGGACAGCGGACAGAAGGCCAAAAUGCAGUCACUGAAGAAACUGCGUGUGUUGGAACGGUAUCUCGACCCCAAGAUCCAUGGCGCGGAUAUUUCGGUCGUGGCCAACGAGAUGCCCUCCAAGACCGAGUUCUUCCUCACCAUCCCCCUCACGGAGUUACAGAAGGAGGCAUACAACAUCUGUGUCGAUUUCGCGCUCGGGGGGGCCGCCCACGAACGAUCCGGCCGCACCAACCUGUGGGAGUGGGUCAACGUCCUCCAGUUGCUGUGCAAUCACCCAUCGUGCUGCGUGGACAAGCUCAGGGCCCGUGGGCGUGAGCGGCGAGGGGACCCGGUUUCGGCGACGGCGGGGCUGGACGAGAUGCGACGAAAGGUCGUUGAGGUCUUCCAGGCGGUGGAUGCGGCAGGCGAGCUACAGAGCGCCGAGCUGUCCUACCGGACGGCUCUGGUCCGCGACAUCGUGCAAGCCGCGAGGAACGAGGGCGACAAGACACUGAUCUUCUCCCACAACCUGCCGUCGCUCGACUAUCUGGGGCACAUGCUGUCGGAGAUAGGGUGUGAAUACUUCCGCUUAGAUGGCCAGACGGAGGUGCCCAGCCGACAAAGCAUGGUCAAGACGUUCAAUCGGAGGGACGACGAUCAUGACGUUUUCCUCAUCUCUACGAGAGCGGGCGCGCUGGGUUUGAACAUCCAAGGCGCCAACCGGAUCAUCAUCUUUGAUUUCAGCUUCAACCCAUCAUGGGAGGACCAGGCGAUUGGGAGGGCGUACCGCCUGGGUCAGACGAAACCGGUCUUUGUUUACCGUUUCCGAGCCGGGGGGACUUUCGAGGACGUUAUGUUCAACCAGGCCAUCUUCAAGACCCAGAUGUCCCAACGCGUCGUGCACCAGAAGUAUCCCGUCCCUCAUGCCUCGAGGGACGUUUCCCGAUGGCUGUUUCCGGUCCGAGAGGUCGACAAGCGCCCCUUUAGGGGUCACCCAGGGAAGGGGGAAAAAGAUUCCGCGGUACUCGAAGGCAUCCUCGGUCGUGUCGACUACGUCCAGAAUGUCGAACUCACGGAAAUAUACCAAAGACCCGACGACGAAAGACUGAACGAAGAGGAGAUCCGAGACGCCGAGGCGGAAGUGGUCGCGUUUACGGUGAAGCCGUGA